Melanotaenia boesemani (Boeseman's rainbowfish) is the source of this 3816-nucleotide messenger RNA. RefSeq lists its product as uncharacterized. Gene Ontology annotation, biological process: transcription by RNA polymerase III. Gene Ontology annotation, molecular function: DNA binding. The record is from RefSeq and is a predicted model, not a curated record. The transcript is spliced from 8 exons. Lineage: Eukaryota; Metazoa; Chordata; Actinopteri; Atheriniformes; Melanotaeniidae. Gene Ontology annotation, cellular component: RNA polymerase III complex. The coding region runs from base 803 to 1948 and encodes 381 amino acids.
UGGAGCUCAUUGUUGUGGACAGCUGACAGACAGAAACUAAUCUCCCGAGUAACUAGGAAGUAAUGUUUGGUGCAAAGCAUCAUGGUCAGUGUAGUUUAUAGGGAACUAUUCUGAUCUGGUUUCCGUCACACUGAGUAAGGGGAAUUCUAGUAAACAGAAAGUAAACAGAAAACAUUGUUUAUUUCGCCACAGUGAUUAAUGCUAUUUUUGUCUAAUUACAGAAUUAAAGUCUUUAGUUUUUUUAUUUGGAACCGCAAUCAGAGGAUGAAUGUUAUCCUCCUCCACCAGCAAGUGGCGAUAAAUGAGUGGUGGGCCGUGCUGUCUACAGUCCGAACAGAGUAGCACCGAAGAACCAGAAUAAACAGACAAGGCGGAAAUUAAUCACCCGACCAAAUAUAACAGGCGGUAAAACCAACAUUGUUCUGUCUGUUUUUUGUUUUUCCGAACAGUGUUUUGUCUGCGGCCGUCUGCCGCAAGCCCGUUUGCUGAAAGUUAACUAUAAAAUUCAGGAAAAAAUGUCUACGAAGGCCGACCGCUACCGAAUCUGUUCUGUUUUACCAAACGGAGACAUUGUUGGCUUCAUGAACACAGUUCUGUAUGAUGUCUGUGGGGUUUAUUAUCACGAGUGGGAACACAGGACGGUAGCUAGCUGGUUGGAUAGGUCUGUGACUUACUUCUGUGAUUAUAGACGAUAGAAAAAGCGUCACAGUGGAGAGGUACAAUUGUUACGGUUCUGUUCAGAAUAUAAACCGUGUAUUGUUACUGGAAACUAAGGAAUACAGGACUGGAACAGGUACCAAGCAUGGCCGACCCGACGGACCCAGCAGGUGCCUCUGGCUCCUCUGAUCCUAGUUUCAACCCGGGAAAAGGACCGUUUGGCCGGGUCAGAACUCUGUCCUCCAGUCAGCCUGGAAGACUGACAUCACUCAGAACCAGAGACUUGACUCUGGGGGGAGCCUUGAAAAAAACAAAGAAAACGUUUGAGCCUAACGUCCACGCUGUGAGGAAGAAUAAAGAUGAGGUAAAGGAAGAGGUCUACGUGGCUCCUAAAAAGGAGAAAAGAAAGAGGGAUGAGAGGCGGAGACAGAGCAGAGACAGGAGGAGGGAGAGACCUCUGAUCAUCCAGUCCCACUCCAUCUUUGAACAGGGUCCUGCUGACUCUGAGCGCAGACCUGGCUGGCAUGGAGCUGCAGGGCUGCACGAUUCCACCUCCUCUGCUGUCUGCAGACUGCUCAAGACAGAAGGGAAAGAGUCCACGGAGCAUGAAGAUCAUCUACUCAGUAAACUUCAGAGAGAUGAUUUCAUAGAUGAUCCAGGUCUGAGGAAUGACCCCAGGCUGAAGCCCAUCCAGCUGCCUCUGUGUCAUUCCAGUGACGUCUCCGUGACUCGCACCCCGUCCACAACGGGCCCGAAGAGCUCUGCUCUGUUCAGAGCUGAAGCCAGAUUAUCCCAUCACGCAGAGCUGCAGAAACCAGACCAGCCGUCCCUGGUGAAGCUGCUGCAGGAUCUCAGCCUGUCGGGAGGAGAAGAGCUCUUCUUCAUGCAGCUACCAGACUGUAUGCCCGGCAGAGCGGCGGGACUGCAGGCUGAGGCUUCUCCUGGAUCUGGGACACCUGCAAAGAAGGAGGGAAAGUCUGAAGGCAGAACAUCUGCACAGUCACGCGAAGCUGUGCAGAAGGAAAACUGCGUGGUCCUCUCACAGUUCCCUGAAGGAUUCCUGGGAAAACUGCAGAUCAGGAAGUCAGGAAAGAUGGAGCUGAAGCUGGGGGACAUUGUGAUGGACGUCUCAGAGGGAGCAGCUUUUUCCUUCCUGCAGCAACUGGUGUCCGUUCGUCUGUCUGAUGGCCAAACUGGAAACAUGAUGGUGCUGGGAAACGUCCGCCACAAACUGGUGCUGUCGCCUGACUUCCAGGUCUUACUGGGACAAGCUGCAGCUCAGGAGCCUUAAGACUUGAGAUGGCGAAUUCAGAUCCAGGCUGAGGAGUUUCAGGCAGCUACGAAGGAAGAACAGAUUUAUUGAGACUUUUUCUGACAGGCAAACGUUUGAACAGGUGUUCCAGGUGGGCUCUGAGUUUCUUUUUCCUUCUGUUUGUUAGAUUUUUACGUCUUGGUCACACAGCUGAGCUGAAGAUCUGAAUGUUUCUGACUUUACUGUUGUCACUGUUUAUGAAAAGAGAAUAACAGCUGGAGUUGUCUUUUCAUUGUGGGAGCUGAGAUGUGACACAGUCUGACGUUCCUGCCCGGAAACAAAGUCCAGGAAUAAUGCAGCUGAUUCUAGAGUUAGUCAUGAUCUGUGUGGACCGCCUCCACCUCCCUAAUGGGUGGAGACAGACCCGGUAACGGGCACGGUGUGUAGCACCAUCGGCUGUAGCUGUCAGCUAUGUGAAUGAAGCUGAUGGAGGACGUUCAGAAUGAGGUCGGACACCGUCCUGCCUUAGUAAACAUGGACUUCUGGGAGGAGACGUAUGUCAUAGUCCUCCAUGGACACUGAUGUCCUCAUACUGUCACAACUUUCUCUGAUAACAUCCUGGAGGAUCUUUCUCAUUUUCGGAACAUGGAAGCAGUUUUUUCCAAAAGCAGCCUCGCCUGCUUACAGGACAUGUCCAUCAUAUCUGUCUUCCUCCGUGUGUAAUCCAGUUUCAGGUUCUGGUUCUGGCUUCCGUUGAGAAUGGUUCUCCUGGUCCCUCCCAAGUCUCUUAUUGAUCAUGGAGACAUGAUGGUGUCUUCUACGGUGCUGCAUGAGGACUGGAAGGUCUCAACCAUGAUGGUGCUUCCUGUCCUUGUCCUUUCCACUCUGAGAUUCCUCCAGACUCACUGAAUCUGCCUCCAAUAUUCUGCUCUGUAGAUGUUGAAAGACUGAAGUUCUUUAACUUAUUGACGAUUUUCUCCUGGAGCCACAACCCAUCCUUGUUGGAAAGACUAAACCUUUGGUGGAUGCUGCUUUUAUACCCAAUCCUGACACCCUCACCUUUAAAACUGGGAAACAUAAAGCAGACAAUCAUGUUCAUGGUUGGACAAAGUUUUAUUUUUCUUCUUCAGAAACAGGAAAUGAUGGAGGAGAAUUAACUUUGAGCGAAAUACUCUUCAACAGGUUUACAACAAAUCACAGACAGACUGCAGGACGUUUACAGAUCACAGCACAGGGGAAACCUGAGGUCCGGACCACGCAGCAGCUUCAGCGUGUCCAGCUUAUCUCCUGGUUACAUUCUGGUUAUCUUCUCUAACCAGCCUGAGCUACAGAGACCUUGCUAAGCUGGUCAUCAGCUCUGUCAUCAACCAGGUAUUCUGACUGGAUGUUUACUGGUUGAUGUAAAAGGGGCACAGCCCACAGCAGGUGACCAGUCACAAACAUAUAUUCCAACACAGCUGCUGGGCUGAAGCUGUUGUGAUACGUCUGUUGCCAUGGAGAUACAGCUCGGUAAGAUGUGACCCAGUUUGUAGAACCAGUUAUCUGGAUAAGACUCUGAUUCUGCUGCAGUCUCUGGACCUCAAUUCUUCACUCCAAUAACAAGUUUUAUUUUCAUCAGAGACAUGGAGGACCAUGUCAGUCAGUCAAUCAAUCAAUCAAUCUUUUGUCCAUUCAUUUAUAUAUAUUUAUUUAUAAUUCAUUUAUUUAUUUCCACAUUUAUUCCUGUAUCUAUACAUAAGUAAAUGAAGCAGCUUCUGAUCAGUCUUGUCUGGUUCUGAUUGGCUCUACUACUGAUCCGGUUUCAGAACUGGGUCAGAAACACUUUCUUACCAUACCCCAACAAAACAGCAAAAAAAAAAAAAAAAAAAAUCACAGAAAACAAAUGUUUGAAGAAUAAACAUGUGAAA